GUUGGGCGAGAAGAAUCAAUAUUAUCAUCCCAAAAGUCUUCAGGAAAUGACGUCAUGGAGGUCGCUUGAGGAUUCGUCAUAGUGAAACAUGUUCGAGUCAACAAUUCACAACAACAGCGUGUAAUUCGUAGCAAAGACCACUAGUGGGCAGUAAUUAUGGUUUCCGUUUAAAGUUGUCUAUAUAUCUGUAUAAAAGAAGAACAAGGCACAGCACGACCUGUCAAGUGAUGUUUUUCCCCUCGGUCACUCCCGCCAAGGUGUGUGUGCCAUCCUGUCAGUAAAGGGUGCACAUCUCUUGUAGUGCGCUGAAAUGAAUAUGGCACUAAACACUAACAAGUAGCUUGAUAUCCCAUGGGGGUGGUUACCACCAUGGCCCCAGACUCCUCCCUGCAAACUCAAGCCCUUCCCCCUCCUCCUGGCAAGCCAUGUGCUAGUGGCCCAGUUCUUACCCACAGCUUAGAGGUGGGUCUUGAACCUCGAGGGAAGCACUAUGUUUGUGGCUCGGUGGCUGCUUUUACCAACAUCCUCAUCACCUUCCCGAUCCAGAAGGUGCUGUUCCGGCAGCAGCUGCAUGGCCUGCGAGCCACCGAGGCAGUACGUCAGCUACAGAAAGAAGGUUUACGAACCCUGUACCGUGGUCUGCUGCCCCCGCUGUUGCAGAAAACGGUCACGGUGGCUCUCAUGUUUGGCCUGUAUGAGGACUUCUCGCGACUGCUUUUGGAACACGGCAGGUCUUACGGCGCUCCCGAAAUUCUCACGCGCAGCACGGCGGCGUUUCUGGCCGGUACAGCCGAGGCAGCGCUGACACCGUUCGAGCGUGUGCAGACGCUGCUCCAAGAUCACCGGCAUGCCGGGCGUUUCCGUAACACGGCGCACGCUUUUGGUUCACUGCUGCGUCAGCAUGGAGUGAGUGAGUGCUACCGCGGCCUGAUGCCCGUGCUGUUGCGCAACGGCCCAAGCAACAUGCUCUUCUUCGGACUUCGUGGGCCUCUACGGCAACUGCUGCCUGAAGCCCACACCCAUGCCGGACACAUGCUGAACGACUUCGUGUGCGGCGGGCUGCUGGGAGCUGGACUUGGCGUCCUCUUCUACCCAUUAAAUGUGGCAAAGUCCCGCGCACAGGCACAGGUUGGUGGUGCGUUUGUGCCCUGCACCCAGGUGCUCCUGACGGUGUGGAGGGAGCGGGGCAGGAGUGUCGUGAUGCUGUUCCGUGGCGCGACUCUCAACUACCACCGCUCGUUGCUCUCAUGGGGCAUCAUCAAUGCAACAUACGAACUGCUUCUUAAAGUCAUAUGAGGAGAGAGCAAGGGAUGAGGAAAGAGAGCUGAAAGGAAAGCUAAUGAUAGCUGACGAUAUUUGUUCUUUGCCACAGCACAGAGCUUAAGGGCACUGCCAUUACCUUUUGUAUUCACUUUCAAAUUAAACAGAUAUCUUCAUUAAAAGGAAAGAUAAUUCUGCUAUGUUUCCUUAAAUGUUCCUUUAUAUUAAUCAUAAUAUACUCUCCUGUCCUUCACUGAGACGCGGCUUAAAAGAUGGGCUUUAGAGAUGGAAAUCAAGAUUAAGUGUUAUAUAACUGAACAGCAUUUGCCUAUGAAAUGUUCGUGAUGUUAUUUGUAAUAAUCACAAUAAAACACACUGAUUGUUACCUGGA
Molecule: messenger RNA, 1651 nt
Organism: Clarias gariepinus (North African catfish)
Lineage: Eukaryota; Metazoa; Chordata; Actinopteri; Siluriformes; Clariidae
Gene: slc25a51b
Product: solute carrier family 25 member 51b
Exons: 2
Coding region: 352-1296 (314 amino acids)
Source: RefSeq, a predicted model, not a curated record